Messenger RNA from Suillus paluster, 375 nucleotides. RefSeq lists its product as uncharacterized. Bases 1 to 375 code for a protein of 124 amino acids. Lineage: Eukaryota; Fungi; Basidiomycota; Agaricomycetes; Boletales; Suillaceae. Gene Ontology annotation, cellular component: proteasome complex; proteasome regulatory particle, lid subcomplex. Gene Ontology annotation, biological process: mRNA export from nucleus; proteasome assembly; double-strand break repair via homologous recombination. The record is from RefSeq and is a predicted model, not a curated record. The transcript has 2 exons.
AUGUCUUCGUCCGCAUCCUCAUCAAAACCCGUAGACAAAGUACCAGAGAAACCCAAGGAAGAGGACAGUCAACCGCACCUGGGGGUCCUCGAAGAAGAUGACGAGUUCGAAGAGUUUCAAGUUGCAGGUGACCAUCCAGUCUCAUCAUCCAUGUCAUUGAUGCAUGUUGAUCGUGGUUGUCUGCUAGACUGGGAGGAUCGCAGUACGGAUAUAGCGCACUUGAAGGGCGCAGCGCCUGGCGUCGCAAAGUCAGCGGGGGAUAAACUUUGGGAGGAUAAUUGGGACGAUGACGACAUCGAGGAUGAGUUCAGCGUGCAGCUACGGAAUGAACUUGCGAAGUCAGGGAAAGCAUCUGGAGAUCCGAUGCAGCAAUAA